CGCGUCCAAAUUAACGGUUAGAAGCUGAAGAGAGUUUCGCGUUGUAAAUUGUUCCAUUGACCCGAUUCCUCGAGCAUUCCACCUCCCUUCUAGGCAUCGAACGCGUAUAUACAACACGAACGUACGUGCAAUUUAUCGGAUUCGUCGACGAAUUAAUUAAACACGCGAAUCCGACGAAACACGCUAACCUGUAACGCGGCUGUUUGCCUGUCGAUAAUCCGCCGCGUUAGAGCCCGUGCAUCUCGAACAGGAGAACCUGGCCGCGCCCCGGUGAAAAAUGGCCAGCGAAUUGUCUCGGAGGAUCAAAUACGCCAUGGCGCAUUUGACGCGCAAACAGUACACCGCCCUGCUGGCUCGGCCCAACUGGAGGCGAAUACAGAGGACGAACAUGAACAUCCUGCCAAACCCGUUCGCGAUCCGGCGGUCGGCGCUGAAAGCGCGCGCUUCGAAACGCGUGAAAGUCAUGGCUCAGCCGAGGCACAUGACCAAGAAGUACGACCCGGAAACCGCCCCGCCGCCGUACCCACGAAUCCACCCGAAGACCCUCGCCGCCAAGACCACCAGACGUAUCCUGGAUCUGGCGCUUCCCCACAAAAGAAUACUGUUGGCGAACAUGCGGUACCAGACGAGCGGCAACAUCACGGAGACCCUGUGGAAGGUUCAGAACUCGCGGUAUAGAAGGUACCGGUACUUCUGCAACGCCAGGCUGCAGCGCGAAGCGAGGAAAAAACAGAGGAUCCUGGCGAAGUUGCGCAGGGUGAUAAAGCCCGAUGAAUGGGAGCAGCACUUGGAGACGUUGGAGAGACUCGCCGCGCCGAAAAUUCCGCCGAAGCCGAAGCCUUUUGGCAAGAAGAGGAAAUGGAGGCGGGUGAACGCGCAGAGACUCGAAGAGCUGUCGGCGCCGGCGAGCAGGGAGUUGCCGGACGUCCGAGAUCCGUUCGUGGUACCGCCAUCCGCUCUCGUCUACAAGAUCAGCAAUCGGACGGCGGAGCUCGCGCAACACAGAGAUCCCCAGCUGCAUCUGCCUCCGCGGGAACCGGGUGCAGUGUCGCGGGCCGCGCUCUCUGCCAUAGCCACCCCGAGGUUGAUAAUCCUGGCGAAGCCGGCGCAACGUCCCGCAGGAAUGGAAACCGACCUGAGGGAAGACGCGUUCACCGUCUCGCCGAAAGCCCUGAAAGCCAAAUGCACGAAGCGACUAAAGUUCUUGGCCAGGCCGAAAACCUACAGAAGAUGAAUCGUUUAGCUUCGCAGUAAUUUAUACCGCGUUUAUAAUCGUCCCUGUUGUCCCACAAUGUGCAUAGAACACGUGCAAUUGUCCAAGAA
Molecule: messenger RNA, 1323 nt
Organism: Megalopta genalis
Lineage: Eukaryota; Metazoa; Arthropoda; Insecta; Hymenoptera; Halictidae
Gene: Theg
Product: Testicular haploid expressed gene
Source: RefSeq, a predicted model, not a curated record